Messenger RNA from Nylanderia fulva, 3147 nucleotides. Lineage: Eukaryota; Metazoa; Arthropoda; Insecta; Hymenoptera; Formicidae. The record is from RefSeq and is a predicted model, not a curated record.
CGGCUAGUUUUUUUUUGACGCACGAAACGCAGGGCCUAUGGCAUGGGACUUCCGUUCGAUGAAACAGGAACAGGAAGUUCCUCGCGACCCCGACGACGAGGCGAAAUAAAAACAUCCUGUAUGGCGAUGCGUACAUUUCGAGAGAUAGACGCACCACGUGCACGUGGCGCGAAUUGGACGCGCGAUUCCUCGUGCGUUCCUCGCCGCUCGAGCUCGUUAUUUUUAUGGCCCACUUUCGGAUUCCGGUGACCCAAGGUCGAACAGCGACGUGACUAACGCCCGAAAAUGAGUCGAAUCGUCCGGAGCGAAUUCGCGGCAUUACUGUCAUCGUUAUGGAUAAUUGUUUAAUUUCAGAGCUCGUUUGCACGAAGGAGACUGAGCUUGACACGCAAGAAUGCAAUCUAUGCAAGAAAGCAUAUGUGCUAACGAUAUCGAGAGUCUGGACACAGACACUGUCAUCCCAGUUGAACUAUUCGAUUGCAAUGUUUCUACUCAUUCGAGGACCCAAGAUGCAUCGACGAUGGUGGAACUUGGAAAACAGCUUCUACAUAGCGCAAAGAAUGGAGACACCGACACUGUUCGUGAGCUUAUGUGUAGAGGUGCACCAUUUACUACAGAUUGGCUUGGUACAAGUGCGCUUCACUUAGCUGCGCAGAACAAUCAUAUAGAGACUGCUGAUGUUUUACUUAGAGCAGGAAUAUCGAGAGAUGCUAGGACAAAAGUUGAUAGAACUCCGUUACAUAUGGCAGCAUACGAGGGCCAUAAUCAAAUGGUACAAUUGUUGCUUAACUAUGGAGCUGACGUUGAUAGCAGAGAUAUGCUAAAAAUGACUCCACUACAUUGGGCGGUAGAACGUGAACAUUUAGAUGUAAUGCAUAUUUUAUUAGAUCAUGGAGCUGAUACAAAUGCAACUAGUAAAUUCCAUAAAACUCCGAUCAGUCUUGCAUUAGAGAAUGAUAGGUUAGACUUAGUGGAUACAAUGCAACAGCAAAGAGAAAUAAUAGGUAUCCAAACUAAUCAACAGAGUCAGACUAAUUCUGCAGAACUAGAAGUAGCUACGCAUAAUUUAGUACAAUUAGACGCUGAAAGCAAUAGCAGAAGUUCGAUAAUGCAGGAAGAGGAGCAGUACAAGUUUGAAAUAAAGCAACAACGUAAACGUAAACAUUCUCAAGCACAAAAUGAGAAAAAACAAAAAAUGAUCUUUCAUCAAAUCUCCGUAUCGCCAAACAACACAGAUGGUGAACAAGACAAAGAAAUCGAGGAUGUUGAAAUGAUCAAUACAAAUGCUAUUACAAAUAAUAAAAAACAUAAAGAUAUUAUGUCGAUAGGAAAUAUUAACAAACAUUUUAGGUUAUUAGAAGCACAUGGAAUCACAAUGAUACCUAUGGAUGAUGAAUCAUCCAUUGUAGAGAAUGCAGUGGAAAGUGGAAGAACAGUAGUUCUGACAGAAGCUGGAAAACUUGCAUUAAAUUUGACGAAAGGUUCGCCAAUUAAACGCCUUCAAGUUGCAUCGCGAAAAGGAACAGGGAGAAAAGUUAUAGCAAUUAGAACAGACCAAAUUCAAUCCAAAAUUUUAAGUCCAAAUUCUAAUACGUCUGCUCUUACACGGGGUCCAAAUAUUUUAAAAAGAUCUGCUGUAGAAAAUAAAGCUGCAAAGUUAUUUGUUACAACAAUCCCUAAUACUACAACGGUACCUACUAUUACUGAAAUUAAGAACUCACUUCCAUUGAAGGAGAAACUUGUGAGUUUUCCAACUAAGAUCGCAGAAUCAACAGUGUUACAAUUGAACGAUGAUAUAGAAGAAGUAAUUGAAGAUGAUCCGGGAAACAGCGAGCCAAUAACAGAUGUAGCGAUAUUAAGCAGACAAUUAGCAGAAGCGCGAAGACAAGCCGCCGAGUAUCGUAAACAAUUGCAAGAGAAAGAGAAAGAAGCGGAAAGAUAUAAGCAACAACUCAAGAACAUCACAGCGCAAAUAGCAUCUAAGUGAUUUUGUACAGGUAUUUCAUAUUUGGUUUUAUAGUUUACAAAUCAAACUUGUUUCUUCAUACAAAGACAUUUUGAAAUUUUGGUGAUUACAGCAAAUUUUAUCAUAUUGCCGAGUCCAGAAAUAAUCAUAAUAUGAAUCUUCUUUUUCUAUUUUGAUAUAUUUUGUUUCCAUAAGUAACGGUCUGCUAUUUCAUUACUAACACAAUUUUAUAAUGAAUAGUUAUAGAAAACUGAUCAUUUUUCACAUCCUGAUAAAAUGUUAAUGUCCUUUUUUGUAUUUUAAUAAGCAUGAGUUAUUUCUAUUCAGUGAAUACUGUAAAACAUAAAAAUAAUUUUUGGUAGAGUUUAAUCUCUGCCUAAAUUUUUUUAGUCAAGAACAUUUACAGUUUGAUAUAUAUCAAAUGUUACAUAUAAGUUAUACAGCAACUGUAUAUUUAUAUAAAUUACUUUGCUUUCCACACAAUGUAUCAAAUUUAAGCUAUUUAAUAUCAAUUCUGCAGACAGAGCAUAUUAAAUAGCAUAAAAAUUUUAAAUUAGGUAACAAAUAGCUAAAUAUUAAAUAACAAUUGUGCUACAUUGACUCAACAUUUCUAAAAUGAUUCUUUAACUAAAUUUAAUUUUAUUAGAUUAAAUUAUUUGAAUCAUUUAUUUCUUCGAAAAAGAAAUGUUUCUCAUCUUUUCUUUGAAAUGUUUAUCACUCUUAAUCCAAUACAUAUCUUAAGAUCAUCUGUACAAAAUAUAGGUCUUAUUCUCUUUGUAAUAAAUGUAUAUAAAAUUCAUUUUUAUAUGAAAAGAAUGAGAGAGAUAAUUAGACGAUUAUUGUUUCCUCUCCAUUAUUCAUUCAUUACUAGAAUCACAAUGUUGAGAUAUAAUAAGUUCUAUUUAGAUGAGGAUGUUGAUUGUGUUCAGUCACUGUUCAACAUUCAUCGGAUAUGUAGUCAUUUUUGUGUGCAGUAUCAGUUAUUAAGUAAUGAUAAAAGAUGCGUGAAACUCAGCACAAAUAUUAGUGCCGUUAAUGGUUUGUAUAAACCAUGAUCUAUUUUAUACAUAUUGUACUUUUAUAAAUAUGCAAAUUAUGCUUCUAUGAAUAUUGUUACAAAUUGAUUAUUAUCAAACAUUGAAAUAUAAAAUGAAAUAUAACAUGUUUUCAAAGUUAUUAAA